Folsomia candida is the source of this 2050-nucleotide messenger RNA. RefSeq lists its product as uncharacterized. The transcript has 2 exons. Bases 151 to 1527 code for a protein of 458 amino acids. NCBI's taxonomy places the organism in Eukaryota, Metazoa, Arthropoda, Collembola, Entomobryomorpha, Isotomidae. The record is from RefSeq and is a predicted model, not a curated record.
GAAAGCAUCAUGUAAUAAUGCAGUAAAGUAAGGUUCAGAGUGCAGCUAACUAAAUUUAUUUAACUGGAGAAGGGUUAAGUUUGAGAGAGAAGAUUAAUUUUUUACUGCAAAUUGUUUGUAAAUUAGCCGAAGGUAAAUAAAUGUAUUCAGAUGGCGCCACAAAGCAGGGUUCAAAUGAAGAAAACUAAAAGACCUGACCCCGUCCCUGUAAAAGUUGCUCCGAUCAAAGUUGCCCCCGCCCCAGUCAAAACCACCCCCAUUGUCAAAGUGGUCGAGGAAUUCGACCCAUCCGACACCCUCCUCCAGCACCUAUCCACGCUGCACACACGUGGCAAGGAAUUCAGCCAGAGCGGUGCUCACCUCGAGCUCGUCGACCUCCACGACGCCAUCGGCACCCUCAACGAGUCAAAACCCUUAACCAGGCUAGAUUCCAGUGAGAUCAAAUCCUUCAUAAAUCACGGGAUGGGACAAGUCCUCCAAUUCAUGGGGAUGGGAAUCCUCCUCUCCCCCAGUAGAAAACGCCCCCUCGACGAGGACAACCUGCUCAGCCAAACGGUCCAUCAAAUUCUGCUCUUCAUACAAAAAUUCGUGCUACGAUGGAACAUUGAUGUUACCGAAGUAUUAAACCGUUUCCACGAUUUUAUCAGGGUGCUCCAAACCGCUGAGGGACUAAAUUUCGAUCCCGGGUUGAACCUAACUUUUUGGCGGGAUCGAGAAAAAACUGAGUGCAUAAGGGACAACGAUGACCCCUCCGUGGUAACCCUGGGUUACGAAACCUUUUCUAAACUGAGAUAUUCAACGACUCCACAAAACCUGGCGGAAAUCUUGGUAAACUCUACCCCAGAGGGAAUCAUACUUCGCGGAAAGGCGGGAACUGAAGCAGUCUCAGCGCAAGGUUUAGUCUACUGUGAGGUGGAGUUAGAUGAAAACCAAGCCUCACGGGGAGGAUCUACCCUAGUGCGAUUCAAUUUGCCCGACAUUACCAAAAAAGUUGAGGGUAUUACGAACUAUUUCGAACUGGCGGGAAGGGACAAAUUUUCACAAAUGGUGUUAAUCUCGCAUCGGGUGGAGAACGAGUGGUGGCUUUUGGAAGGGGGCAAUACCACCACAAAUCCUUCCCCGGGGGGAGAUCCUUCACCCCCGAAAAGAAGUAAAACCAUAGAAACCCCGCGAAUUCGAAGGGUACCGCCAAUCCAAGAUAUUCGCGAAUUCGAGUGGGAUCUGGACCACUGCGGGUGUGAAAAGUGUGACCCGGUCCGGCCAGAAUUUGUGAUCGAGGGCGAGCUUAAGUUGGAGAUGGUUAAUUUUAAAGUGAUAUUCGACUAUGAUCAUAAUUGCGGGAGUUGUGCGGAGUGCGAGAUGCGGCGGGAGUGUCAAUACGGGGAUUAUGAUGAACCUGUAGUUAUCUUUGCGGAAAGUGUGCCGCCACAAGAACGCGGAAAAGUGAUACGUUUGCAGGAAGAGUUUAAAAUAUUUGAUGUGGAACAGUUCGAUAUAAUGAGACAUUACUGGGAAGAAGUGGUGUGAAGGUUUUAAAUUCGGAGAGAAUAUUUAAAGUAAUACUUUCAAUAAUAUGGAAAGCACAAAAUUACAUCUGUAAAUAAAUAUAUUAAUUUUUUACUGUGUAUUUAACAGAGGUAAUUUACCUUAAUAAACAAAUUUACUACUCGGGUUAUUUGUUACUCAAAUACAUAAAUUAUCUAUGAGCUACUUACUUUAUAACUAAUUAUUUAAUGUUUUUUUUGUAUAUGUAAAUAAAUAUGGAGUGAAAAAUACUUUCAAUAUUUUAUUCAGAGUGACUUGAGGCGUCUAAUACACAUAUAUACACAUGCAUAUAAAUGUUGUUUCAAUAUGUGUAAUAUUCAGAAUUUCGGAGUACGAGUAUUAAUGUAAGUAUGAAAAAUCCCUGAAAUAUGUAUGUACAUAAAUACGAUAUUUAAUAUUUAAGAGCAUUUUGAACGAGCCCAUUUCACGUCUUAGAAUCCUUAAAAAAUUGGAACUAAUUAUUAUUAAUUUAAACUCAUUGGAACUUGUUGAUUUUAAUUUUAAA